UUAUUUUCACGCACAGACCCGGAAGUAGUAGUGUUUUUCCCUUUUUGCUGCUGAGGAAAAGAGAAAUGUCAAGUUCUGAUGAAAAAUACCGAAAACUAACCACAGAAUACGCUAAAUUAAAGGCUCAAAUACCAGUACUGAAGAAGGCCUAUCUAGAUGAACAAGCAGCUCACAAUGAAUUAAAGAAUGAGUUCAAAGAGCGUGAGCAGACAGUAAGAAAGUUUGAACAAGAAGUUGACAGUUUGACAUUUCGAAAUCAACAACUAUCAUCUAGAUGUAGUUUUCUACAGGAUGAACUUGAAGCAGCUGAUUCGAAGAAAAAACACAAGCAUAAAGACUCUCCUUCCCAUCAUGCACCUCCAGUCUCACCUGGGAUAUUCAAUGAGGAACUACAAAAUAAAAUUGAAGAAAAUGCAAGACUACACCAACAGCUAGGAGAUUGUGAAGCUGAAUUUACUGCACAGAUAAAGGACUUAGAACAGAAACUUGCCCAUUUUGAACGACAGUGUGACCAACAUGAGGCUGUACUCAACUCAACCGUACAGAAAAACAAGUCCCAGAUUGAUAAACUACAGGAAGAGAAAGCUAUGUUAGAGGUGAAACUCCAAACAAUAGAGGAUGAAAUUAAAAGCUACAAAGGCAGAACAGAAAAAGCGGAGACUUUACUCGGUACUGUUGAAAACGACUUGAAGAACCAACUGAACCUUGCUAAUAAAAUUAUUGCUGAUAAAUUACCUUUUGUUGACACAAAAAUACCUGAGUUGAAUGGUUUAAAUUUACCAACACAUGAUAGGAGACAUCAGCUUAGAUCUCGAGAACUUGUAAACCAGUCUGCUAAUCUACUAGGGGAGGUAAUUCAGGCACUGUCUAAUUUCUACACAUACACAGAACAGAGGUCACAGAUAUAUCCAGCAGACGGCAAGGUGGAGCCAAUUAGUCCAGUAAAUAUGCAGUUUUGUAAAUUACUGCAUGAGAAUUUAUCUCAUUUACGACCAGUAGAACUGUCAUUGAAAGAGUUUGUCGCCUCAUUUAAAGAGGAUGCAUUAACUACACUUGAAACUGCUACUGGGUUACAACCAUUUGCCAAAAAUGUAAAGAAAAUGGUGGCAUAUAUGAACAAAGUACUGCCUUACCAACUGUCAAGUUUAGAAGAGGAGUGUGCAGUGUCAUCAUGUACAUCAAUGUUAGAAUCUAAAAACAUGGACCUACAUAGAUCUCUGAAGAAACUAAACGCAGUAUUCAAUAAACUAGACACUAUAACUAGUCUUCUUGCAGCUCAAAGUACAAAAUCUUGUGCACACAGUCCAUCAAAUCACCCUCGUAUGUUCACCAUAUUAUGUAAUUAUCUGACUGAUCUACAUGAGGUUGUACGAGAGGUAUCCAAGCAUUACAAUGCCAAAGUAUCAUUAGAGCAUCAGAUGCCAACAGCUACACAACGAUUGAAGACAACAGAUGAAUGUGUUGUCUCUUCACUUAUAUCUCUAGUCACUUCCACUGGAAAGUUUUCAACAUUUUUGUCUGGUAAUAAGGAAUUUUUCAGUCAGCGUGCCGGGUACCGUACAAGAGGAAGUAGUAUAGGUAUAGAUCCUGGUACCCAAACUGUCCGGUCUAAUCCUGCAACAGUAAACUUUAGACAAAAAGCUGCACAGUAUAUUGCAUUGUUAUCCAAGCCAUGCCCAGAGUCAGUACCCCACCACAUUGCAGUUCACAAUAGAAAAGUGUUGCUAAGUUCUGCUGAAAGCAGGGAAGGACUUGCUAAACAAAUUGAGACAUUCCAACAGAAAGUGAGCAAACUUGAGCAGGAAAAAGAACAUUGGAUGCUGGAACAUCAACUUUUGAAAAUCAAGUUUGAAAAUGAAACAGAGAAAAGUAAGAAGUUAGAGAAACAGCUAGAGAACAGUAGUCAUGUAGAGCAGAUCACAUCAAUACAAGAUAAUAUAGAAACACCUGUCCCUGUCAGGAAAGGAACAGAUUCGGAUAAACGUCUUGAUGUUACCAUGCUAGGGAAGGUUGAUAGCUCUACAAAAUCUACAGGUGUUGUUGAUACAAGAGAGAUGUUAAUAAAGAAUCAUUUCUCUACAAGAAUUAAUGAACUAACUCAACAGCUACAAUUAUCAGACAGCAAAUGUGUGAGCUUCCAUGCUGAGGUUCGAGCCUUACACAAACAAUUACAGAUGGGUGAGAGAGCCAAGAAACAUGCCGAGGAUGAACUUAAAGCAAUGUCACAAACAUACGCUCAACUCAAGGAUGAGUUAUCAACCACCAGUAAGAACUAUGAAAGCCAGUUAAGUAUGAUGAGUGACCACUUGGCUGGAAUGAAUGAAAAACUGACCCAACAAAAAGAUGAAAUAGAUGAACUCAAGUCUCAGAUAUCCAAUGCUAAAUCUUCAUCUUCAUCAUCACAUUCUAAGUUUUCAUUGAAAAAAUCCAGAAAAUGAGGCCAUGUAGGAUGUACAUCUGUAAAACAAGGAGAAACAGUUUACUUACUUCUGUCUUAUGGUUUACCAAUGAUCAUUACUUUUACAUUGUUUUCUCAGGGGCCUUGAGCUUAUCCAAUGAUUUAUUUCCUAUAUCCUCUGUUGAUUUUUAUUGAUUGGUUGAUGAAGAAAAAGCUAUCCUUUAAAUAUGGACAUAUGUAGGGCGCUAAGAUUUACAUGUUUGCAAAUGAUAUUACAUGUACAUUUCGGAAAAUUCAGUGUCAAGUCAUGUUGGUGUCUUGCAUUUGCAAAUCAAGUAUUAUAAUAAGUGUAAUGGGUAGAUGUUCUCUCUUUUAUUGGGCGUGCAUUUGGAAACUGUUUAACCAUUGAAUCUAGAAGGAAUUGUGUGUGUAAAGAACUGUGCAAUAUAACAUUAUUAUGUACUUUUAAGAUAAAUAAAGAGAAAUUUACAUGCAUUUUACAUUUUUAUGUUCAUGUAUGUGUUUUGUAUAACAAUGUUGUGAUUAAAUUUAUGAAAUAUAUUUAGUUUGAGAUGAA
Messenger RNA from Ruditapes philippinarum (Manila clam), 2975 nucleotides. Its product is annotated as protein phosphatase 1 regulatory subunit 21-like. Lineage: Eukaryota; Metazoa; Mollusca; Bivalvia; Venerida; Veneridae. The transcript is spliced from 21 exons. The record is from RefSeq and is a predicted model, not a curated record. Bases 66 to 2438 code for a protein of 790 amino acids. Gene Ontology annotation, cellular component: membrane; early endosome.